Molecule: messenger RNA, 2108 nt
Organism: Poecilia reticulata (guppy)
Lineage: Eukaryota; Metazoa; Chordata; Actinopteri; Cyprinodontiformes; Poeciliidae
Product: tripartite motif-containing protein 16-like
Molecular function (GO): zinc ion binding; protein binding
Source: RefSeq, a predicted model, not a curated record
CUGAUUGGCUGAAGCCUCCCUGCACUGGCACGUGAUUGGUAGAUCAGAGCUCAACCCAGUUUCUGUUUUCAGAAAAUGAAACUCACACAGUCGCUGUGACUGAGAGCAGAAAUGGAGCAGAAUCAGAUGGACCGAGAAACUUUCUCCUGUUCGAUCUGUUUGGAUCUACUGAAGGAUCCGGUGACGAUUCCCUGUGGACACAGCUACUGUAUGAACUGUAUUAAAAGACACUGGGAUGAAGAGGAUCAAAAACGAAUCCAGAGCUGCCCUCAGUGCAGGAAAACCUUCAUACCGAGGCCUGUUCUAGAGAAAAACAUCAUGCUAGCAGCUUUAGUGGAGCAGCUGAAGAAGACUGGACUCCAAGCUGCUCCUGCUGAUCACUGCUAUGCUGGACCUGAAGAUGUGGCCUGUGAUUUCUGCACUGGAAGAAAACUGAAAGCCAUCAAGUCCUGUUUAGUCUGUYUGGCCUCUUWCUGUGAGAAACACCUUCAGCCUCAUUAUGAUUCAGCUACAUUUAAGAAACACAAGCUGGUGGAGCCGUCCAAGAACCUCCAGGAGAACAUUUGCUCUACACAUGAUGAGGUGAUGAAGAUGUUCUGUCGCACUGAUCAGAAGUGUAUCUGUAGUCUUUGUUUACUAGAUGACCAUAAAGGCCACAACACAGUGUCAGCUGCAGCAGAAAGGACUGAGAGGCAGAGAGAGCUGGAGGAGAGACGAGGAAACAUCCAGCAGAGAAUCCAGGACAGAGAGAAAGAUGUGAAGCUGCUUCAACAGGAGGUGGAGGCCAUCAAUCACUCUGCUGAUAAAACAGUGGAGGACAGUGAGAAGAUCUUCACUGAGCUGAUCYGUCUCCUCCAGAAAAGAAGCUCUGAUGUGAAGCAGCAGAUCAGAUCCCAGCAGGAAACUGAAGUGAGUCGAGUCAAAGAUGUUCAGGAGAAGCUGGAGCAGGAGAUCAGUGAGCUGAAGAGGAAAGACGCUGAGCUGGAGCAGCUCUCACACACAGAGGAUCACAACCAGUUUCUCCUCAACUACCCCUCACUGCCAGCACUCAGGGAGUCGACACACUCAUCCAGCAUCAACAUCCGUCCUCUGAGACACUUUGAGGACGUGACAGCAGCUGUGKCAGAGCUCAGAGACAAACUACAGGACGUCCUGAGAGACUCAUGGACAAACAUCUCACUGAUGGUCACUGGGGUGGAUGUUUCACCGUCAGAACCAGAACCAAAGACCAGAGAUGAAAUCUUGAAAUAUUCAUGUGAAAUCACUCUGGAUCCAAACACAGCUCACACACAACUGGUACUAUCAGAGGGGAACAGGAAGGUUACAAUUACGGAUCAGCCUCAGUCUUAUCCUAGUCACCCAGACAGAUUCACUGGUUGUCGUCAGAUUCUCAGUAAAGAGAGUCUGACUGGACGUUGUUACUGGGAGGUGGAGAGGAGAGGGACAGAGGUUUAUGUAGCAGUAGCAUACAAGAACAUCAGCAGAGCAGGAGGUGUAUUUGGAUGUAAUGACAAAUCCUGGGCUUUAAUUUCUUCCCAAAACCAUUAUGAAUUUGGUCACAACAACAUCUGGACCUCCGUCUCAGGUCCAGUUUCCUCCAGAGUCGGAGUGUACCUGGACCACAGAGCAGGUAUUCUGUCCUUCUACAGCGUCUCUGAAUCCAUGACUCUGAUCCACAGAGUCCAGAUCAGAUUCACUGAGCCGCUACUGGCUGGAGUUUUGCCUUGGACCACUGGAGACUCUGCAGAGUUUCGUAAACCCAAAUAGUUUCUCUUGCUGAUCAGGGUUCAUUGUUCCGAUGCUCUGCUGUUCUUUAUUUUUCUGGGGGGGGGGGUUGAAAGCAAAAUCAUUAUUAUGUGACACUUAAACAAUUCUAAUAGUUUUGCUUUAGUAUUUGUAUUAAUGUAUUUGGAUGUUCUGGUUUCUCUUCCUUUGCUCUCAAGAACAAAUGUUGUUCUUGUUUAAAUCAGUUUAGAUUUAUCUGAACUUUCUUCUGUUUUCUUUAUUGUGAUCCAAAAAAGAAAAUUAAACCAACAUCAACUUAGAACUGAUGCUGCUUUCGCCUAAAUUCUUCAUAUUUAGAUCAGGAAAAUACAUGUCUGAUGUCU